AUGAUACCCAAUUUUAAUGGCGAGCCUGAAGCGUUAGCAAAGGUUCAUUGCAAGUAUCAAUUCGAAAAUUCAGGGACCGGCGGCGGAAAUGUCUUCAACUCAGGCGCAAGUAGUUGGCCUGAAAUAAAAAAUGCAUUGUUAACCAGUUACUCAGACAAAAGAGACAUUUACACCCUAGUCCUUGAACUUUCGGAAUUAAAACAAACUAACGAGAGUCCGUUUCAAUUUCUUGAAAAGAUUCAAAAACUUUUAAAUUUACAAAUUAGUUAUCUCAAUAAUGUAAUGCCGGACGAUGCUGACACUCUGGGUGAGUUCUGUAGGAAAUUAGGUUUAAGGAUUUUAUUAAAGGGAUUAAGAGAGCCCAUGAGUUCUCUUUUGCAAGCUAGAAACCCCUCAGAUCUUAACGAAGCGCUCAAUAUGCUUACUAAUGAUUUUCAGCACCAAUCCACUCAAGUAUCCAAAAGUUUUGGACAGGUAAGGAACACAAAAGCGUAUACACCUAGACCGUUCAGAUAUCCACAACAUCCACCAUUUUCGUCACCACAAAAACAUUACCCACGACAAAAUUUUGUAUUCCCUAACGAAAGGAACUACCAACAAGGAAACCCAACACCGAUGAGUAUUUCCACAACACACUCGCGGUCCACACCACAAAUUUCAAAAAACUCACACCUGCACCAAAUAACAACAAAUGAGGAUCAAAAUAGAUCCCCUAAAUCAAAGUCAAGUCUACAAAAUUAUUACGCGCAAAAUUUAAAGACAACCCUCGAAAAUCAGUCAAACACACGGCAUUUUUUAGGAGUAAAUCCCGAAGGGAAAGGAUUAAUGAAUCUGUCCGAUUCGAACAAUCGGCUACCGCAUUUCAUAGAUCCAAUGACGAAAUCAAAAAUUUUAAUAGAUACGGGUAGCACCAGAUCGUUCAUCAAUCCUAAAUUUGCUAAAGAUAAUUUUAAUACUCCCUUAAUAAAAAACCAAUUCGAAGUAAAAACAGUUCAUGGAAUUAGUAAAGGGAGCCACAGCAUUAAACUUAAUACCGAUACUUUUAAAGGAAAAUUCUUGACAUUAGAAUUAUUCUUAUUCAACUUCCACAAUAAAUUCGACAUGCUAUUCGGGCUAGAUAGUAUGAAAAUAUUAAAUAUUUAAUUAGAUUUUAAUAAGAACGUAAUAACAGUAGCAAA
Messenger RNA from Cimex lectularius (bed bug), 1178 nucleotides. RefSeq lists its product as uncharacterized. The transcript has 2 exons. NCBI's taxonomy places the organism in Eukaryota, Metazoa, Arthropoda, Insecta, Hemiptera, Cimicidae. The coding region runs from base 1 to 1143 and encodes 380 amino acids. The record is from RefSeq and is a predicted model, not a curated record.